AGGCGGCAGCGGCCAUUUUGGCUCUCCGCUGACAGGGGCAGGCGAGAGGGAAAGAGGGCGCCGGCCUUGCCUGGCCCCAGCGCUUCUACCCUCGCCUUCCUCGGGCCGCCCCGCUCGGCUCCUCGCACCUCGCCAUGUCUGACACGCGUGGCGGCAGUGACAGCCGUUCCGACGAGACCGGCGUCGAGAAACAGGACACGCAGGAGAAGGAGACGGGCAUCCCCGAGAAAGAGGAGGAGGCCAAACUAAAGGCCAAAUACCCCAACAUAGGACUCCAGAAGCCCGGCGGUUCUGACUUCCUAAUGAAGAGGCUGCAGAAAGGGCAAAAGUACUUCGACUCUGGAGAUUACAAUAUGGCCAAAGCCAAGAUCAAGAACAAGCAGCUGCCAACGACGGGCGCCGACAAGAACCUGGUGACCGGUGACCACAUUCCCACGCCCCAAGACCUCCCGCAGAGGAAAUCUUCUCUCGUCACCAGCAAGCUGGCAGGACGCGCUGGCCUAUCGAUUAGUCCUUUAUCAUGCGCCUGGAAGGAGGAUGAGGCUGUGGAGAAAGCUGAGAGAUGCGGGCGCAAGGUUAAGAAGGAUGUGCAGUGGGUAUGUUAUACUUCAGGGCAGUCUGACCCAACUGCUGCCCUCCGUCCGUUUAGGACAACAAGACCCAUCAGCCGCAGCCAUCGGCUGCACAGCCUAGAGCAACCCAAAACGUCUGUAGGCCGCCUCACCUUGAGGGAAGAGGGCUUUACGGACAAAUCGCAACAAUCCUGGGUUGUGUCUUCGUUUCUAGAAAACUGACUGAGAAGGAGUAGGGUUCUUUUAAGAUUGUUCUCUGGGGUGCCAGAGAAGCCCCUUUUCCAGAGCUUGUAGCUUACAGGCAGAAGUCUUCUGGACCUAAAGGCUCCUUGGGCAAUCUCGCUUGAUGCCAGCUGCUGGGCCCAACCUUCCCUGUAUCUGCAGAAGCUCUAAGCAAGAGGCAUGAGUUGCACUGAUUGAUAGAAGCCAGUCCGUGCACUUGGGCAAGCCACGCCACGCCUCCGGUUGGGGCAUGCGGCCGGACAGAAGCAGGUGAGGAUCGGGCCGGCUGGAUGCUUGGCCCUUGAAACGUCCUGCUUUGAUUCACAGCAAGGUGUCCAGUGUGAGCGAGCGCUGGCCUCUUUGCCUCUCUCGAAGAAGAGCGCUUAGAACGGCCCGAAUGGCUCCGACACUGUUUUAACGCGAUCCAUAGAAUAAUUAGCAACAUGAUAAGCAGGGUCCUCUUGGCUCCUUCCAGGCCAGGUAAAGCGGGCUCCCUAGCCCGGGCUCCCCAGCCCUUUGGGGCCGGUGGGCACGUUUGGGAUUCUGGGAGCUUCUCAGGGGGGCUCUCACAAGGCGGUGUCCCAGUGGGCGGGGCUGUGGGGGGCCCACUUUGGUGAGGUUGGGCUGGCUGCACGACGGGUCUCCAUGAAGCACACAGGAAAAGAGCAGGACGCUGGCUGAGGUUGGGGCAGGGACCCCAAGCCCCCCUUGGGGGCUUCCUUGGGGGAGUUUGUGCAGCCCGGAGGGCGGGGCGGUUUCUGCACAGAAGCUUCCUUAGAACAGCAGCAUCGGCAGCUCUCCAAGCAGAGCGGGGUUCCUCCGAGGCCUGCCAGGCACCCUCUCCACUGUCAGUCCCUUCCCAGGACUGCCCUCCGUUUUCAUCCUUGCCUUGUCUACGAAAGGGAGCAGAAACCUGCAUGACGCCUGAGGAACUGGGUGCCUCCCCCACAGUGCUCAGUCACGAAAUCCGAUGCGUGAGGCGCCAGGACAUUCACAGCACCGGGAGACAUGUCCGUGGGCGGGUGCUUCGGCCCAGCCACCAGCUGCUGCCUCUCGGUCCCCUUGGGUGGCACGUCUUUGGUAAUCCCACCACAUGUCCAGCUUUACUGGACGGUUUAACGCUGGUUAGAAGCAGGUUCUCUGUUUCUCCCUUUCUUCCCCCCAAAGGCGCAACUGCUUCUUCCGAAUCCCUGCGCUGCUUUGAGCCCCUUGAAGCCAUAGAGCCUUGUCAACUGAUUCUGCAGUUUGUCCCAGCCAUACUGUAAAUAGAUAUGAGUCAUAUAUAUAUAUAUAUAAAUACACACAUAUAUAAAUAUAUAUAUAUAUAUAUAUAUAUAUAUAAUUUUUUACAUUGUCUUCAUCUUUAUCUUCUGGUGCUUGCUUUUUUCUAAAAAAAAAUGCAAAAAAACAAGUAUGAACAUGCACACUCUCUCUCUCUGCUGCUACAAAUCACAGGCGCCCCGCCCACCCUUCCGUUAGCCCUUCCCGCAACCAGCUUGGAGCUUAAAGCUGCUACUCAGGGGGUGGGGGGAAUCACGUCCUGUAGCUUCUGGUUUUCAGCAAAUGACACAGAAAGGGAAAAGAGCUGGGUGUGAACACUCGAGUGAUAACCUUUGAAAAUAAAAUAAUCCUUGUUUCAA
Messenger RNA from Candoia aspera, 2434 nucleotides. RefSeq names its product endosulfine alpha (gene ENSA). The record is from RefSeq and is a predicted model, not a curated record. NCBI's taxonomy places the organism in Eukaryota, Metazoa, Chordata, Lepidosauria, Squamata, Candoiidae. The transcript has 4 exons. Gene Ontology annotation, cellular component: cytoplasm. Bases 135 to 794 code for a protein of 219 amino acids. Gene Ontology annotation, molecular function: protein phosphatase inhibitor activity.